CAAAUUCUGGAACUGGAGAGGAGAAGCGAAAUAGAAGGGUAUGGAUAUAGAAACCGACGAAGCAGAGUUGGGGUUGGUGGAGAAGGCGCGUAGACUUCUGCGGCAUCGAGGAAACAGUCGGAGUUUCGUCUUCCCAUCAUAUUAUUAUUCAGUUGCAGAGGUUUUGCAGACUUGAGGGAAGAUACGCACCAAAUAUCCGGAAAUGGAGAAGGAGGAUCCCUAGACGGCAACCGACCACAUUCAGGAGCGACGACCACCGGAAACUA
Linum tenue is the source of this 266-nucleotide messenger RNA. The record is from the annotation of a GenBank genome assembly. NCBI's taxonomy places the organism in Eukaryota, Viridiplantae, Streptophyta, Magnoliopsida, Malpighiales, Linaceae.